AGAAACAAACCAAGAAAGAAGAUGAAUGAGUAAGGUUGGAUCCAACAGGAGUGUAGUCAAGGAUGGUAUAAUUCAUGAAUUAUUUUUUCUUGAGCUCAAUUUAAAAAAAGUCAAUGAAGGAAGGCAAAGGUGUAACCAUCUGGUACAUUUAUGAUUCUUAAUGAUUAAUUGAUUGAACUGAUAAAUUUGGAUAUCAUCAGUCAUAGAAAUGGAAGAAUGUGAAGAACCUGAAGAGCCUAUAUCAUUAGGAAGGCAGGAAUAUAGAAGGAGAAGACGACCCAGCCAACCAAUGGUAGAUAAGUCCCAGCAAACUGAAAUAACAGAAAAAAGGAAAGCCAUGGCUUCAGUACAACCUCCUGCCCCUAAAGCUACUCAUAGUAUUGGUAAUAUUCCUGGAAGUAAAGACAACUACUCUCGAAAAGAAUAUGAGUCUCUUAGGCUGUCCUCUCAACUUCAGAAAACUUUGAUGAAGAGAAAGCAUGUCCAGGAUAUGACUGACAAAUCUCUUCAGACAGAACCUAUUGUGGAAGAAAAAGUGGAAGUUAUAUUCAUUGAUAAAACACUUAAACUUGAAGAAAACACAGCUGGUGUUGGAGAAAUAGCUCCUGAAUUGCCACAGAGUAUUCCAGAAGUAGAGAUUCCAACAAGCAGACCCACCAGUCAUUUAAUAGACAGAUCUCAACAGACCAGCUGUACUGGUGACUGGAGCCUGAUAUACAUUUGCCCAAAAGAAAAAGUGGACAAAGAACAACAGACCUACUUUAGUGAGUUAGAAAUUAUUAUCAGGUCUAUUCCAGGUAGCUCCAUGACUAAGUCGAAGGAAGAAACAAUUCCUAUUGCACAAGAAGAUCCUUUGGUUGAAAUAAAUGGUUCUCUUGAAAUAGAGGUACUAUCACCUGAAGAACUUCCUGAUGUCAUGAUGUCUUUCACUGAAGGGGAGAUUUCUGGUGAAUUACAGGCUCUAUCAAAUGGUGAGGCCACAGUUAAAGGAGAGCUCUUCUUGACAGAGGAGAUCCCUAUCCAAGCACCAUCUCCAGCUGAAGAGACCUCUGCAGCUGAGACAGCCACUACAACUGCAAAAGACGUUGUGGAUAUACAGGCUCCACCAGCUGAUAAGCUUUCUUCUGUAGAGGCUCCUGCUGAUAUUAGUCCUACAUUAGUGCAAGGGGCUCUUUCAGACAAGCCUUCUGAUCAACAGUAUCCUCAAGGUACUGAGAUGGCUCCUUCAGAACUUCCUGUUGAAGAUCUGGAUCCAUUCUCAGAAGAGGUGCUUGAGAAAGUUCAAGCUUUAACAACUGACUCUAUGCUUGAAGACUUGGGAAUAGCAGAGUCUACUAUUGCUGAAGAGACAUCUGGUAAAGUUCAACAUCCUCUGUCUGAAGAGACUUCUAAAGAAGUACCUGCUGAAGUUCAUUUUCCGAUAGCUGCAGACUUUGAAGAAAGUGCUAUUUUAAUAAAUGAGAAAUUUGCUACUGAUGAGGUCUUUGAAGAAUAUAAGCCUCCAAUAAUUGAGGAAGUCUCUGCAGAUAAGGCUACUGCAGAAGUUCAGCCUCCAUCAGCAGAGGAUGCUUCUGAAGAAGUGGCUCCUUCAGAAGUUCUGCCUCCAUCAACUGAACAGGGAACUGUAGAAGACCUGACUGCAGAAGUUCUAUCUACACCAACUGAGGAGGGCCCUACAGAAGUUCCACCUCAACCAACUGAAGAGGGGCCUGCAGAAGUUCCACCUCCACUAUCUGAAGAGGGGCCUGCAGAAGUUCCACCUGCACCAGCUGAGGAGGCCCCUGCAGAAGUUCUGCCUCCACCAGCAGAGGAGGCCCCUGCAGAAGUUCCACCUCCACUAACUGAAGAGGGGCCUGCAGAAGUUCCACCUACACUAACUGAAGAGGGGCCUGCAGAAGUUCCACUUGCACCAGCUGAGGAGGUCCCUGCAGAAGUUCUACCUCCACCAGCAGAGGAGGUCCCUGCAGAAGUUCCACCUCCACUAACUGAAGAGGGGCCUGCAGAAGUUCCACCUCCAUUAACUGAAGAGGGCCCUGAAGAAGUUCCACCUUUACCAGCUGAAGAGGCCCCUACAAAAGUGCCACCUUCACCAGCUGAGAAGGGCUCUGCUGAAGUUUCUCCUCCACAAACUGAAGAGGGGCCUGCAGAGGUUCCACCUCCACCAGCUGAGGAGUUCCCUACAGAAGUACCAUCUUCAUCAGCUGAGGAGGGCUCUUCUGAAGUUCCACUUCCACCAACUGCAGAGAGACCUGAAGAAGCUCCACCUCCAGCAACUGAGGAGGCCCCUGUAGAAGUUCUACCUCCAGCAACUGAGGAGGCCCCUGUAGAAGUUCAAUCUCCAGCAGCUGAAGAGGGCCUUGCAGAAGUCCCACCUCCACCAACUGAGGAGAGCCCUACACAUGAUGUUCCCACAGAAGUUCAGGUUCCACAAGCUAAGGAAAGUCCUGGACAGGUCCUACCUUUAUCAGGUGAGUCCACUGCUGAAGAAGCCUCUGCACAAGUUCAGCCUCCAUCCUUUGAGAAGGCUCCUUUAGAAAGUCUUCCUCUAGAAGAAGUUGAGAAGAUCCAUUUAGAUAAUUUACCAUUUGAAGUGCAACCUCUGCCAACUGAGGACAUUGCAAUAGGUGUACCAGCUGAAUCUCAGGCUCUUCCAGCUGAUGAAAAUCCUGCAAGAGAGGACACUGUUGAAACACAGCCUUCAUCAUUUGAGGGUGCUCCAAUAGCAGAAAACCCUAUUGAAGCUCCACUUCCAGCAUCUGAGGCAGAUACUGGAAGAGAGGAUUCUGCUGUUCAUCCUUCGUCAUUAGCUCCUACAGACGAGGCUCCUGCAGAAAUUCAGAUUCUACAAACUGACGAUAUUCCUACAGAAAUGUCACCAGUUGAAAAUCAGCCUCUACCAGCUGAGGAAGGCUUUCCCGAAGUGGUCUCAGAAGAAGAGGCCACUGCAGCUGAAGUUAGGUUUCCUUUAUCUGAGGGGGCUCCUGCACAAGAAGCCACUGUGGAAGCACAAUUAACAUCGGUUGAAGAGAGCCCUAAAAGGGCUUCUGUUGAUGUCCAGCCUUUAUCACCUGAGACCCCUGUAGAAGAGUCUCCUGGUGUUGAUCUGCCUUUAAAAACUAACGAGGUUACUAUGCAAGAGUUUCGUGUGGAAAAGAUGCCUGCUGAAGAUCCACUUCCACCUUCAGAACAAACCCCUGCAGAUCAGGUUCUACUAAAAGAACAUCGAUUGUCCCAGGUAGCAGACAUCUCAGAGAAAGAAUUAGAGUCUACUACUUUGACAAGUGAUAAAAUGUCUGAAGGAAUAGAUUCGGUUCCUGAAGAUGUGUCUGGAACCAAGGAUGAUCAGAUCUCCACUUUCAAAAUAGAAGGUACCAUUAAAAUAGAGUUAAAGAACUGAGCUAUCGUCAGGUGUUAACUUAAACUAAUAAUUUAAUUGGAUUCUAGAAGGUCAUUCUUUAGAAAAUGAGAUGCUAUCUGGAAGAACUCUUAUGAAUACAUUAAAGUAAAAGGAUCCCUAAAACGAUUAAGCAUACAGGUUGGACAAUGAAUAAAAGCAGUCACAAUGU
Molecule: messenger RNA, 3566 nt
Organism: Mus musculus (house mouse)
Lineage: Eukaryota; Metazoa; Chordata; Mammalia; Rodentia; Muridae
Gene: Fscb
Product: fibrous sheath CABYR binding protein
Exons: 1
Coding region: 209-3397 (1062 amino acids)
Biological process (GO): negative regulation of protein sumoylation
Cellular component (GO): motile cilium
Molecular function (GO): calcium ion binding
Source: RefSeq, marked validated